Messenger RNA from Eleginops maclovinus (Patagonian blennie), 2463 nucleotides. RefSeq names its product lysophosphatidylcholine acyltransferase 4 (gene lpcat4). The record is from RefSeq and is a predicted model, not a curated record. Gene Ontology annotation, cellular component: endoplasmic reticulum. The transcript has 13 exons. Lineage: Eukaryota; Metazoa; Chordata; Actinopteri; Perciformes; Eleginopidae. Gene Ontology annotation, molecular function: 1-acylglycerophosphocholine O-acyltransferase activity; lysophosphatidic acid acyltransferase activity; calcium ion binding. Gene Ontology annotation, biological process: phosphatidylcholine acyl-chain remodeling. Bases 369 to 1901 code for a protein of 510 amino acids.
UACAAGAAAGAUAAGGAUGGGCAGUUCUUCUGGAAGGUGUGUGCUUCGCCAUGUGUUAGAAAGAAACAAGUAAAGUUUGUUUUUAGUCAGUUAUCGUCGUGUUUUCGGGAUUCAUUUCACGUUUUUUGAGCCGAGUACCUUUGCAAACGUCAACCGUUACUUUUUAAAAAACGUACGAACGAACGUACUAUUUUUAAAUUCGACUGCACGAGACCCUUCGGUUGGUUUUCAAAGAAGCGAGCCUUUGUCAGCGCACAGGAUCGACUUUAGUAUUUAAAAACAACGUAUCCUCGAAGCGUGAAGGAGUGUGGAUACCUUUUCCUGACUUUUAGAAGUUCUUUUUUGGGUACACUACUUUCCCCGUAGCCAUGGAGAGGAACGGCAGUCAAUCAGCAACGCGGACACAUCCGUUUUAUCAUGAGUUGAAGAUGACCCGUGCGCAGAGGAUAAGGGGUAUCAUCCUGGGCAGCGUCCUCUUCCCUCUUCGCAUCAUCCUGACGGCCCUCCUCUUCCUCAUGAUGUGGCCCCUGUCGCGGCUCCGAUCCGCCGGCCUGUCUGCGGAGGAGCGCUCUCGGCCCAUCACGGGAUGGCGGCACUGGCUCCUCCACCCGAUCAUCUUGUUUCUGAGCCGAUCCGCCUUCUUCUGCCUGGGCUUCCUGUGGACGAAGGUCAAAGGUCGCCGGGCGGACUUGAAGGAGGCACCGGUGCUGGUGGUGGCACCCCACAGCGGCUUUCUGGACAUGGUGGUUCUGAUGCAGACGGAGCUGGCUACGGUGGUGUCGCGGUCAGAGAACACAAGCCUGCCCGUUGUAGGAGCCCUGCUGGAGUUCAACCAGUCAGUAAUGGUGAGCAGGAAGGAUCCGGAGUCGAGGAGAAAGGCGGUCGCUCAGGUGACAGAGAGGCUGACCUCCGGCGGCUACUGGCCUCAGAUGCUGAUGUUUCCUGAGGGAACCACGACUAACGGCAGCUGCUUAAUCAAAUUCAAACCUGGUGCCUUCCUCGCGGGCGUCCCUGUCCAACCGGUUCUGUUGCGUUACCCCAACAAGCUGGAUAGUGUUCGGUGGACGUACAAAGGAACGACCUGGGUGGAGACCCUCUGGUACACAACUUCUCAGUUCUACACAAACAGCACUGUUGAGUUCCUGCCAGUUUACACCCCAUCUGAGGAGGAGAAGAGAGACCCCAACCUGUACGCAGACAAUGUGCAGAAACUCAUGGCCAAGGCCCUGGGGGUGCCGUCCACAGAAUAUGUGAUGGAGGGCCGAGUGCCUGUCAAUAAGGUGGGGGGCCUGUCCCUCCCAAUCGAUUCCCCUGCCAGGGAAAUGCUCUCGCUGUUGCACAAAAACAGUCUGGAAGCACAUGAAGUGGAAGCAGCGCUCGACAGAAUGAUUGACAGGUGUCAGUCAGGGGCUCAGGGGUCAAAGUGCAGCACCGAGGAGCUCGCCUCCAUCCUCGGGCUGACGGACGGACAGACAGCCGGCACCAUCUGCAGCCUGUACUCCAAGGAUGAAUCUGUGGACCUGAGGCAGAUCUAUUUAAGUGUUGCCGCUCUGUCAGGAUGUGUCAGCUUCAGCUCACUGCUGCACACGGCUUUUACUCUGUUUGACACAGAGGGCACAGGCAGUCUGAGUGCAGAGCAGCUGUCAGGCCUCAUGGGGGCGCUGCUGGGAUUCCCUCAGCAUCGCACUGCAGAGCUCUACACUCAGGCCUCCGAUGAAGGCCAGCUAACUGAAGAAAAUCUGCUGCGAGUGCUGACGACCCACCCAACCUAUCAGAGGGUGGUGAAGGAGUACCUGCAGCCCGAGGAGGCGGGCUCUCAGCUGGCCAACGGGAAGGCCGGGAACAACAACAGGAACAUGCAAAACGGCAACAGAUCCGUCCACUCCAAGAAGUUUGAAUAGGCAAUAACACAAAAUAGGAUGUUUAGUUUGGUGUGUGUGUGUGUGUGUGUGUGUGUGUGUGUGUGUGUGUGUGUGUGUGUGUGUGUGUGUGUGUGUGUGUGUGUGUGUGUGUGUGUGUGUGUGUGUGUGUGUGUGUGUGUGUGUGUGUGUGUGUGUGUGUGUGUGUGUGUGUGUGUGUGUGUGUGUGUGUUUUAAAUCUAUAUUAUAGCAACCAUACUUGCAAAACCAAAGAAUGACCUACAUUAUGAAUACAGGUGUGCGUGUGUGUGACAUUCGUGUUUACGGUGUACGUGCGUGUGUGUGACGUUCGUGUUUACGGUGUAUAUUCCACAAUAACCCAAGAGAAACACGUGUUGGUCCAAACCCUCUGUGAUGUUGAAGCCAUAAAAUGUCUUAUUUAUAGAACUCCUUCCUGUGUACAUUGAAUGUUUUUAUAGCGGGGACAGUGGUACGUGUAAAAAGAGACUCUGUAAAUCAAACGUUUAUUUUGUGUAAUUCUUACGUCUGUUAGUCUGAAUACUGUUUUAUAUUUAACAAAUAAUUAAACUGUGAAUUAUUUUUA